Molecule: messenger RNA, 634 nt
Organism: Tauraco erythrolophus (red-crested turaco)
Lineage: Eukaryota; Metazoa; Chordata; Aves; Musophagiformes; Musophagidae
Gene: FADD
Product: Fas associated via death domain
Biological process (GO): positive regulation of innate immune response; regulation of apoptotic process; extrinsic apoptotic signaling pathway
Cellular component (GO): CD95 death-inducing signaling complex
Molecular function (GO): caspase binding; death receptor binding
Source: RefSeq, a predicted model, not a curated record
AUGGAUCCGUUUUUGGCUCUGCUACACUCUUUUUCCUUGAGCCUCUCGGACGGUGAGCUCUCUUCCCUGAAGUUUCUCUGCCGGGACAAGAUUGGGAAGAGGAAGCUUGAGGCUGUCCGAAAUGGCAGGGAGCUCUUCAAUAUCCUUCUCGAGCAGCAGCUGAUCGCAAGCGACAACGUAUCGUUUCUUGAAGGCUUGCUGGAGAGCAUUCAAAGAAAAGAUUUGGUCGUACAGCUAAAGCAGUUCGUGGAGCGAAGAGAACUUAAUGAUCCUCAUGAUCAACCAGACGAGCAUGAAAAACGUCUGCUGGAUGCAGCUAUUGAAGUCAUACGUGAAAAUGUUGGGAGGGACUGGAGAAUGCUGAUACGAAAACUUGGCAUUUCCGAAGUGAGAAUAGACAGAAUAGUGGCAGCCAAUCCAUUUAAUUUGUGUGAACAGUUGCUUCAGUCACUUCAAGAGUGGCGGAAAUGGAAGGGAAAAGAUGCAAAGGUGACUGACUUAAUAAAAGCUCUUCGGGGCUGUAACAUGAAUUUGGUGGCAGACAAAGUUGAACAGACGCUCUUGCCACUGAACCUGGAACCGGGUGAAAUCAACAUAAAAACACUUCCACGUCCCACAGAUAUGGAUGGAAAAA